AUGACUGUAACACUAACCAUGACCCGUAAGGAAGAAAUUCGACACAUGUGUCAAGCCAUGGUAACAAAAAUGAGGACAAUAAUAAGGGAGUUUGCCAAGCUUAUCGGAAUUUCGAAUGAGGCCUAUCGUCAGGCCCAACAGAAUGAUGGGUUGCAUUUCAUAUGCAGACAGUGUGAGGAAAGAAACUGGCCAGAAAUCACCGACACCGAUGCGGAUGAAGAUGAAAGAGCUCUCACCAACACUGACCAACAAUCGAUGGGCAACUCAACAUCUACAGAUGUAUUAUCUGUCGCCGCUGAUCUCGAACCGUUGGACAACUCGACAUCUAUGGAUGUAUCAUCUGUCGCCGCUGAUCUCGAACCGUUGGACAACUCGACAUCUAUAGAUGUAUCAUCUGUCGCCGCUGAUCUCGAACCGUUGGACUACUCGACAUCUAUAGAUGUAUCAUCUGUCGCCGCUGAUCUCGAACCGUUGGAUGGGACAUUCAAUAUCACGCAACGCAACUUCAACGUGACAAUGGAACCGACAGAGACAGCACUAGCAGAGCCUGAAUUACCGGACACAGUGACAGAAGAUGUUCCUAUAACUUUCACCAUGCUAGAGAACGGCAGUAAACGAGGCGGCCGAUUGCUGGUGUUUAGCAACGGAUAUUCAUACGGCGUGAAGAAUGCUAACAAGAGUUCCACACUCUGGCGGUGUAGCGUGCGAAGUAAAAAAAUGCGUUGUCACGCGACAGUCCUACAGAAAGGCAGUGACUUUCGUCAAUGCUCCAAUGCGCACGUGCACCCAGCUGACCCGAAGCUUCCUCUUAAAGCGAAGUCUUCCACCAUUGUAAGUUAUUGUGAGUGA
Molecule: messenger RNA, 849 nt
Organism: Dreissena polymorpha
Lineage: Eukaryota; Metazoa; Mollusca; Bivalvia; Myida; Dreissenidae
Exons: 3
Coding region: 1-849 (282 amino acids)
Source: RefSeq, a predicted model, not a curated record